Dictyostelium purpureum is the source of this 596-nucleotide messenger RNA. RefSeq lists its product as uncharacterized. The record is from RefSeq and is a predicted model, not a curated record. The coding region runs from base 27 to 341 and encodes 104 amino acids. Lineage: Eukaryota; Evosea; Eumycetozoa; Dictyosteliales; Dictyosteliaceae. The transcript has a single exon.
UUAAAAAACACAUAUUUAAAAUCAAAAUGUCAACUGUUAACGCUAAAGAUCUUGAUAACAAAACCUACCCAGAAAUCGUCCAAAUUGCUAAAGAAUUAGGAUGUUUCAUGCCAAAGAAGAACGCUAAAAAGACUAGAGAUGCUGUCAUUAACCGUAUCAAAAAUCAUUUAUCCAAAGGUGGUUCAGCCACUGCUGCCUCAAAAACCGCUGCUAAAGCUAAACCAGUAACCACCAAUAAAAAAGCUGCUGCUGGUGCUAAAAACUCUGCUGCUGCUAAAAAAUCAGCUGCUAAAGAUGAUGCUGAAAAAGAUGAUGCCGCCUCAGACAGCAAAGAGGAAUAAACAAUCAAAAAGUAUCACCUCAUAAACUCCCACACAAAUAACUAAUUUUUUUUUUUAAAAAAAACAACAACCAAUAACAAAUCAUUAAUAUUAUAGUCAAAAAUUUUUCACAAACUCUUCUUUCUAAUAAAUAAUUUAUUUAUUUAUUAUUUUUUUUUUAUCAUAUGUAUUAAAAUUAAAUUAAAUAAAAUUCAUUAAAAUAUUAUAUAAACAAAAAAUAUUUUAAAAAAAAAAAUAUUUAAAAAAAAAAGAAAA